UCGGGGCAGUGGGCUGGCUAUAGGCAAGUCACUUAGCACUGUUGCUGAGGCGAAGGAGGAGGGAGGAGCGGGCGCCUUCGGUGGGAUCAGAGGGAGCUGUGGUUGCCGCCAUUCACCACCACCAUCUUCGUAAUGGCCCACAAGCAGAUCUACUACUCAGACAAAUACUUCGACGAGAACUACGAGUACCGGCAUGUAAUGUUACCAAGAGAGCUCUCAAAGCAAGUACCAAAAACUCAUCUAAUGACUGAAGAAGAAUGGAGAAGACUUGGUGUUCAGCAAAGCCUUGGCUGGGUCCACUAUAUGAUUCAUGAACCAGAACCACACAUCCUCCUUUUCAGAAGACCACUUCCAAAAAGCCAGCAAAAAUGAACAGGCUCUCAGUUUCUGGAACUUUAUGUAUAAAUGUAAAUAUGUUGGUAGUAUUCAGUGAAUACUUGAGAAAACUAUACACACAAGUCAUUACCUGUGCAUGAGCUGUAUUAUACACAGCAACAGAGCUCAGUAAAAUGCAAACAAAGUAGGCUGCUAUGGUCGUGAAUUCUCACUUAACUGUUAACAAGUGCCUAUUUGAUUUUGUCAGUUUUGUUCAAUAAAGUUUACAACGUAUAUGUAAUGUGUUUAUUAUAAAAAUCUUCAAAGAUCUAGGCCUUUUUAUUCUUAGUAAUGAAGCUUCUUACAAUUGUUGGAACAAUUCAACCUGUGGCUUUUCAGCUGCUGAAACAGAUUUGAUGAAAUAAACCUAUUUUUAAUGUUA
This is a messenger RNA of Rhineura floridana, 757 nucleotides long. It is a transcript of the gene CKS2, whose product is annotated as CDC28 protein kinase regulatory subunit 2. Gene Ontology annotation, biological process: regulation of mitotic cell cycle. The coding region runs from base 133 to 372 and encodes 79 amino acids. Gene Ontology annotation, cellular component: cyclin-dependent protein kinase holoenzyme complex; SCF ubiquitin ligase complex. Lineage: Eukaryota; Metazoa; Chordata; Lepidosauria; Squamata; Rhineuridae. Gene Ontology annotation, molecular function: protein kinase binding; cyclin-dependent protein serine/threonine kinase activator activity; ubiquitin binding. The record is from RefSeq and is a predicted model, not a curated record. The transcript is spliced from 3 exons.